This is a messenger RNA of Kockovaella imperatae, 2091 nucleotides long. Its product is annotated as putative mitochondrial inner membrane protein. Bases 1 to 2091 code for a protein of 696 amino acids. The record is from RefSeq and is a predicted model, not a curated record. The transcript is spliced from 19 exons. Lineage: Eukaryota; Fungi; Basidiomycota; Tremellomycetes; Tremellales; Cuniculitremaceae. Gene Ontology annotation, molecular function: L-glutamate transmembrane transporter activity; calcium ion binding; L-aspartate transmembrane transporter activity. Gene Ontology annotation, biological process: aspartate transmembrane transport; malate-aspartate shuttle; L-glutamate transmembrane transport.
AUGUCCGACACUGCCUCGACCUCUGGAAGUCCCGUGUCUUCCCGUCUGACAGAUACCAUCAAAUCGACGACUAGCACCUUGUCCAACGUGGUCAAACCUGCCGAAAGCGAGCUGACAAGAUGGAGGAGAACGUUUGACAAGUUUGCCAAAGAUGUGAACGGAGUCAAAUACCUCACGGCGACUGAGUUUAUAGAUGCCAUUGCACCGACAGAAGAGGGUUUCAACAGGAUUAAGAGGGAGCAAUAUUCGAUCUUGUUUCGCGUCGCGGACAUUUCUCGUCGAGGUCUGGUCUCGUUUGAUGAUUUUGUGGUGUUUGAGACGCUCCUGAAACGACCCGACGCAGACUACCAAUUGGCAUUCCAGGUGUUUGAUGCCGAUGCCUCUGGAUCUAUCGACUAUGAUGAAUUCAAAGCCGUCUUGUCAGCCAAUACCGCAGCCAGCGGCAUACCAUUCGACUUUGACUGCGAUUGGAUGAAAUUGUACGUCGGAAAACGUGGCGGAAGGCAUGUCCUGGAAUACCACGAGUUCACCCAGUUGAUCAAGGGCUAUCAAGGCGAGAGACUGAGACAGGCGUUCCGAUACUUUGACCGAGAUGGGGAUGGGUAUAUCAACCCGGACGAAUUCCAAAAAAUCAUCAUGGAAAUCGCAGGUCACAAAUUGUCAGACUCGGUCUUGGCUCGAUUGCCGACGCUGUGCACUAUGAACCCGGGUCACAAGAUCAGCUAUUCAGAGGUCAUUGGAUUCCACAACAAAAUGGACGCGGUCGAGCGAUUGAUCACUCGCGCUGUCCGCAAAUCAAAAGACGGUCGGAUCGACGUUUCAGACUUCUUAAAUGAGGCUCAGGGAUCUAUGCGGUAUGGCAUGUUUACGCCGAUGGAGGCCAAUAUCAUCUGGCACUUCGCAUCUCGCGGUGGUGUUGGGUCAAAUCAACGCUUGACAUUGGCCGACUUUCAGGCACUGCUAGAUGCCAAGUGGCAACCCCCAGAAGUGUCUAUUACACCCGAGGUAAAGGAAGGCGGAUUGUUGGAGGAGAUAGGACGAUCGACGUACAAUUUCGUUCAAGGUGGUAUUGCUGGAGGUAUCGGAGCAUACGCGGUGUACCCUAUCGAUUUGGUAAAGACGCGAUUACAAAAUCAACGAUCAACGGUCGUCGGCGAGGUGCUGUAUCGAAACGCGUGGGACUGCAUCAAAAAGGUUUACCACAACGAAGGUGGUGUCCGAGCCUUUUACCGAGGUGUUAUGCCUCAAUUGGUCGGCGUGGCACCUGAAAAAGCCAUCAAAUUGACCAUCAAUGACCUGGUCCGGAAAAAGGCAACGGACCCGGAGACAGGAAGGAUCAGUCUGGGAUGGGAGAUUGCGGCUGGUGGAACGGCCGGUGGUUGUCAGGUCAUCGUCACCAAUCCACUCGAGAUUACAAAGAUUCGUCUGCAAAUGGCUGGUGAGAUCACACGGGCAGAGGGCGGAGCUGCGGUUCCACGAGGGGCCAUCCAUAUCAUCAAACAACUGGGUCUUGUUGGCUUGUACAAGGGUGCGACUGCAUGUUUCUGUCGUGAUGUGCCAUUUUCUAUGAUCUACUUUACAUCCUACGCGCACAUGAAAAAGGACGUAUUCAACGAGGGGAAACGUGGCAAAGUAUUGUCUUUUGGAGAAUUGCUCCUCGCAGCUGGUAUCUCUGGCAUGCCCGCAGCGUACCUCACUACCCCAGCCGACGUCGUCAAGACCCGGUUACAAACUCAGGCACGGGCCGGUCAAACGGUGUAUAAUGGUGUCUUUGAUGGAUUCCGCAAGAUUCUCGCCGAGGAGGGUCCUCGAGCCUUGUUCAAGGGUGGUCUAGCCAGGGUCAUUCGAUCAUCUCCCCAAUUUGCCUUCACCUUGGUCUCCUACGAGCUGCUGCACAAGCAUUUCCCUUACCCCUUCGGAGCGGAAGCCGUAUCGGCUGCACCAGCACCUCGACAAUCCAGUGACAUUUCUCGUGUGCGAGCUAGGAACGCCUUGAGGAUAUUAUUGGAUUGUUCUAGCAGAUUCGGCAUGGUGGAUUCACAAACUGCUUCGCAGAAUGUCCAGAACCUGCCUAAAUCUCUAAGACCAUGA